Sorghum bicolor (sorghum) is the source of this 2011-nucleotide messenger RNA. RefSeq names its product ethylene-responsive transcription factor RAP2-4. The coding region runs from base 525 to 1439 and encodes 304 amino acids. NCBI's taxonomy places the organism in Eukaryota, Viridiplantae, Streptophyta, Magnoliopsida, Poales, Poaceae. Gene Ontology annotation, molecular function: DNA binding; DNA-binding transcription factor activity. The transcript has a single exon. The record is from RefSeq and is a predicted model, not a curated record. Gene Ontology annotation, biological process: regulation of DNA-templated transcription.
CCCACCAACACUCCCACAGCCACCAUCCCGUCACCCACCCACCCACCCACCCGUCCACAGCCAGCCAAAUCCGCCUCCGAUCCAGCGCCCACCCACCACGGUUUCCAGUGAGUUUGAGCGAGGUAAGCUUAGAUCUGAGCGAGUUCUCGCGCGUCGCAGGUAAAGUUCACUCGACCCUCUCAUCUUUUUCCCUGCUAAUCUCAUCUCCUUCUUGCUUUGGUUUCGUCUUCCUCGAGCAGACAGCGAGAGACCCGGGGCCUUUUAGAUCCUGGGCUUCAGAUCUGCGAUUUCUUCUUCUUCUUCUUCUUCGGUUUGGUUUUAGCAGUCUAGGGUUGUUAGUAGGUUGGUAGCCAAGAGGGGUUCUUUUUCCACACCUCCCUUGUGCAAGUAAGUUCCUGCUGAGCAGAUCUACCCACCAGUGCCAUCUGUUUUUACUGUGGCUGUUGGGUUGUGCCAGUUUCUUCAUUUUGUUCUUGGUUUGCUAUUUGCUAGAGAGAAAAAAAAACAAAAAAAAAUCAGUCUAGAUGGCCGCCGCUAUAGAUCUGUCAGGGGAGGAGCUGAUGAGAGCACUCGAGCCUUUUAUCCGGGAUGCCUCCUCUGCUCCUCACGGAUCCAGUCCGCUCCUCCACCCCCACCACCAGCCUCUCAGUCCCUCGUCGCCGUUCUCCUUCCACCACGCCGCCGCCUACGGCGGGUACCCGUUCGCCGCCGCCGCGGCCGAGGGGGCGGGCCAGCUGAGCCCAGCCCAGAUGCAGUACAUCCAGGCCCGCCUCCACCUGCAGCGCCAGUCGCAGCAGUCCUCCGUGCUGGGCCCGCGGGCCCAGCCCAUGAAGGCGUCCGCGGCGGCGGCCCCGACCCCGCCGCGUCCGCAGAAGCUGUACCGCGGCGUGCGGCAGCGGCACUGGGGCAAGUGGGUCGCCGAGAUCCGCCUCCCGCGGAACCGCACCCGCCUCUGGCUCGGCACCUUCGACACCGCCGAGGAAGCGGCGCUCGCCUACGACCAGGCCGCCUACCGCCUCCGCGGCGACGCGGCGCGCCUCAACUUCCCCGACAACGCCGCCUCCCGGGGCCCGCUCCACGCCUCCGUCGACGCCAAGCUCCAGACGCUCUGCCAGAACAUCGCCGCGUCCAAGAAGGGCGCCAAGAAGCACGCCUCCGCCUCCGCCGCAGCUGCUGCCGCCACGUCGUCGUCCGCCCCCACCAGCAACUGCUCCUCGUCGCCGUCCUCCGACGACGCGUCCUCGUCCUGCUGCCUCGAGUCCGCCGCCGAGUCCUCGUGCCCGUCCCCGUCCCCGUCCGCCUCCCCCGAGUCGUCGACGGUGCCGGAGAUGCAGCAGCUGGACUUCAGCGAGGCGCCGUGGGACGAGGCCGCCGGCUUCGCGCUCACCAAGUACCCGUCGUACGAGAUCGACUGGGACUCCCUCCUCGCCGCCAAUUAACCACCGACCGACAUUGUUCUUUCCUUCUUGGCUCCUUCCGACUGCUACUACUACUGCAGGCUGCAGCAGAGGGUUAAGGUUAACGGCCGUCGCGCAGAAUGGUAUUUUAGACAUCCUGCGCGGGCACUAGUGGAUUAUUAGUGCUAAUCCCGUUCGUUCGUUUUGUGUAGAUGUUCAAUUCGUUUUUGUUGCUGUCACUGGUCAAGUCAGGUUGUAGAUCUCUUAUGUUAUUUAGGGUUUGGUUCCCGGAGGAGAGAACCACAACCGACGGGAAGCCGGCGUUUUUGUGUCCGGCGUCUCCGGUGGUCGGUCGGUCACUGGUCAGUGACCCCGGCUGUUCAGGUGUCCAUUGUUCUGGUAGCUGUUUCUCGCUAGAAGAUGGUGCUGCUCUACAGGUUGUAAGAACAGCACGGUGUGAUGUGAUGUUAUUAAGUUAAGUAGUGGUACUCCGUAUGUUGUAAAAUCAGCUUAGCUGUGUCCCGGACUUGUAAUCUGAAGAACUGCUAUUGUUAGUGCUACUAUUAUAAAUUAUUGUUGUAUAAACAGUCUGUGCGAGCUGAUUGUUGUCCCCA